AUGAAUACACAAUACUAAAGAUUUUUCACUCAAAAACAUGCAUUCGAUUUUGAUGAAUUUGUUUACAAGAGUACAAGAAAUCAGUAAAUUCUGGUUUUUAUGUUAAUGACUAUCUUUGCCUUAGUCAGAAUUGUCUCAACAUUAUUAACAGGGAAAUCUUUUUAUCUUCUUUAUGGAGGAGGGUUUUUAAUCUAUACAAUUAUACUGUUAGUGAUUUCUUAUAAAGGAAAACUAUGGAUUAAGAAAUAUGGAAAUCUAGUAACUUGUUGUGUUCUGAGUUUGAUAUAAAUUUAGACAUAUUUGAUAAACAGCAUAGAAGAAUUUGAGUAAAAUUCAUAAUUAAUUAUGAUCUUUUUAAUGAUUAUAUAUAGUAUAUUGAAUAUGAAAGGAGCAUGUUUUUAGAUUAUCAUAUUCAUUGGAUUUAAAAUUUGGAUUCAAAUAUCAUAGAAUGGCAAUUUCAGCAUAAUGAAACUAAUAUUUUAAUUGCUAGAAGGAAUAACAAUAGGAGUAUAUGUUUAUUUUCAACAGCAAGGACAUAAUAUUAGAUUUUCUUAAGAAUGUUUUCAAAAAUAACUAUGUAAUAAAAUAUAUAAAUUAGUUCGGUUUUUGCCUGAUUUGAUAUAAAAUUAAUUUCUAAUGUUUAACUUAGAUGAACAAAGUUCAAGCUUUCAUUUAAGAUUUUAAAGUGAGAUUACUACUAUAAAAUGGGAUGAUUCUAAUGCACCUACAUCUAAUUUAAGAUCCUUUUUAAGGAAUACUUAUUAUGAAGAUUAAUCUUUAGAAUAAUAUAUUUUAUCAAGAAACAAUCUAUUCGAUAAUAAUUAGAAUUAUUAUUAUUCUCAAAACUUAAUUGUACAAAAUUUAGACAAUAAUAAAUCUCCACUCAAUUUAAAUUAUGUUGAAUGUUUUCUUGGUUAAAAAUAUUAUUUAAUUACUUUUAAUGAGAAUAAAUAUGAUUAUUUAGAAAGUAUUAAUAAUUCAUUAAUUGCUUGCAUUAAUAGAAAUUAAUAACUUACUAUUAGUUUCUUAAAAAAAUAAUUAAACUAAAUUUGUACAAUAAUGACAUCAAAAAUGUAAAUUUAAUUAUUAGCUAAAUUAAAGAUUCAUUGUAUGUAUUUUUUAGGAUAAUUUUUAUAAAUUAAUAGUUUUUCAACAAUAGAUCAUAAAAUAAAAGAUAUUAAUCUCACAAAACUAUUAUAGUUAAUGGUAAAUCUAUAUUGCAAUGCUUAUUAACCUAUUUAAAUAGAAUUAUAAUCAGAUGAAUAUUGUGAUUUUUAUAUUUAGAGUAAUGAAGAAUUAAUUUAAACAUUCUUUUAAAUAUUAUGUUAAUUAUUGAUUCGAUUAAAAGCAAAUGAAUUAAGAAAUUAGAUAAUUUUUGGAUAAGAUUAAGAAAACCCAAAAUUAUUUUAUGUUAUUGUAAGAACUGAAUGUUAUGAAGAAUAUAAAAGAUAACUUGAAAAUAAUCCUUUCUUUUAAAAAAUACAGAGAAGAUUGUGUCCAAAUCUCUCAAUUCUCACAUUAAAUUAAUGUAAAUUAAUAUUUUUUAUUCUAUAAUAGCUGUGAAAUUUUAUCUCUAUAAAAAUUACUAACCUUUAGAAGAGAUUAGAGAGUUAGAAGAUGAAAUUAUUUGA
Paramecium primaurelia is the source of this 1631-nucleotide messenger RNA. The record is from the annotation of a GenBank genome assembly. Lineage: Eukaryota; Ciliophora; Oligohymenophorea; Peniculida; Parameciidae.